Molecule: messenger RNA, 2295 nt
Organism: Polychytrium aggregatum
Lineage: Eukaryota; Fungi; Chytridiomycota; Chytridiomycetes; Polychytriales
Product: aspartic peptidase domain-containing protein
Exons: 6
Coding region: 126-1970 (614 amino acids)
Biological process (GO): proteolysis
Molecular function (GO): aspartic-type endopeptidase activity
Source: RefSeq, a predicted model, not a curated record
CAUCGCUCCCUUCCGGCAAGGCCUGGGACUUGUCCAUCGCUGCUCUCUCUGCUCCUGAUCCCUCCAUCUCUCCAUCGCUCCAUCGCUCCAUCCCACGUCUCCUCGGCUCCUGCAGACACAGCAUCAUGGCCGGUCUGCACCGACCCCUCGUCGCUCCCCUCGCCGUCUCGCUGGCUAUCGGCACCGUGCUUGCGGCUGCGUCCUCCGACCAUUCGGUCGUCACGGCCUUCUCCAGAGUCACUUCCGACAGAAAGGUCCCGCUCCUCGAUCGCCUCAACUCGCAGGCGCUGUUCAUGUCUGCUCGCUAUGAUCCAGCCUACUCCAGUGACAGCAGCGCAUCCAACCAGUCCUCGUUUGUCCUUGCUGCCUCCGGCCCUGUUGGCCAAACCCUGAUCAACGCCGGUGAUAUGUCUUACAUGGCUCCCAUCUCGAUGGGAACUCCCGCCCAGCAGUUCACCGUCAUUCUCGACACGGGAUCCGCCAACCUCUGGCUCACCACGACACAGACCACGCCUCAAGUCGCUGCCGUGAAAAAGUUCAACUCUGCAGUAUCCUCGACCUAUGUCAAGACACCCAACGGCGACAGCGUCAAAAUCCAGUACGGAAGCGGCGCCUUGGUCGGCUUUCUGGCCGAGGAUACCUUCUCGGCGUCCGGAUUUUCCGUGACCGGACAGGACUUUAUGCUGGCCACCAGCCUCGACUCGACCCUUGCGGGCCAGAUGGGCACGGGCACUUCGUGGGACGGCAUCUGGGGCAUGGCCUUUCCGGCUCUGGCUGCGGGCACAAAAUUGGCCAGCUUGCCCAUUCCACCAUUCAUCAAUCUCGGCAAGCAAUUCUCCAGCUCCACGUUUGCCUUCUGGCUCGACACUACAGGGUCCACGGGAACCGGCGGCGGAGAGCUGGUGCUCGGCGGUUGCAACCCCAACCACUUCACAGGGUCGCUGCAGUGUAUGUCGGUCGUGCCAGGCCCUGUGGGCCCAGAUCAAUGGCGAGUCAACAUGCCCAACAUCACGGUGGGCUCCGCGAGCGUGACGCUGCCUGUCUCGAACCGACAUGCCAUUCUCGAUACCGGCACGUCAUUUGUUGGGCUUCCGAGUGCGAUCUACUCGGCCCUCAUCCCAAUGCUUCAGCUCAAAACACAAACAACGAGCGGCGGCCUGCUCGCGGUCGACUGCUCGGUCAUUACCACCCUGCCCAACAUCACUUUUAUUCUCGGAACUUCGCCCUUCACCCUUGCCCCGGGGGACUACAUUUACCAGGACUCAUCCAUGCUUCAGCCCUGUAUUCUCGGAUUUGUCAACGUCGGCACCUUUACCGACGUCAUCUUGGGUGACACCUUCUUGCGCAAGUACUACAGCGUCUACGACACCACGAAUCUCCAAGUUGGCCUGGCGGUGUCAUCUGGCGGACAGGGCCUUGGCACAGGCGCUCAAGCGUCGUCGAACGCGUGCUCAUGCGGAGCAUCGGGAACUGGCCAGGCGGCUGAUCCGGCUGGUGGAUUGACCAACCUCAUCAUCGGUGGUGGAAGUCAGUAUAUUCGCAUUGGGCCUUGGUACAUCAACCUGUAUCUGUUUAUCGGAAUCUGCGGCAUCCUGGCAAUCAUCGUUCUGUCGAUCGCAGCGUCGUGCCUCAAACGGUGCCGCGGCAGCCGUCGGAUCAAGCCUGGAUACAAUUCGAGCGCGAGUCCAAGCCAGAUGUACUCGUCGGGGUAUGAAACGUCGCCGCAAGGCUACGCAACUUCGGGGCAGUAUCAAUACCAGCACGAGCCGCAGCCCUACCAGUACGAUCAGUAUCAACGCUACCAAUACGAGCAGCAGUCGUACCGCAACGACCAGUCGCCGUCGUUCGUUCCGCAGUCAUACUCGCCCCGCAACGGCGCAACGGAUCGCGCGAACACCGGCGGCGGUCGUCGGGGCAACCCGGGCUAUCCCGCGCAGUACCAGGCGAACAACGGCGAACGAUACUACUAGCCUGGGGCCUGUGACACGCAUGAAUCGAUCAAAUGUCGCUCUCUCUUCUAUUUAUUGAAAAGCGAUUGCGCCGAUGGACGCGUCAGUCUCGCUUGGAUUGGACUCGGUGGACGAUCCUGUCGGCUCGACACCAAGCCGCUGCACGGUGGCCACAACGAGCCCGUUCGGAGGGCGCCCGGAACCCUCUCUGCAUCCGGAAUGGUGUCGCCUCGCUUUUUUUCCUUCCACACACGCACACCACCCUCAUUUUUGACGUUCGAGAAGCCAAUACAAAACGCAGUGGAUCGACUGGGCCGGACACGUUCGCGCUCGAUGAAUCAUCGAA